AUGGCUGUAAAAGUAGAUACAGGAAAAGUGGAAUUGCGAGUCGUCUCUGCUUAUGCGCCACAGGCGGGCUGUAGUGAAGAAGAGAAGGCAAGCUUUUGGGAGGAUCUGGAGCAGUACGUCCAAUCCCUGGAAAGCGAAGAAAUACUUUUAAUCGAAGGAGACUUCAACGGACAUGUCGGUUCUCGGAAAGACGGAUUCGAGAGUUGUCAUGGUGGAUACGGCUAUGGAGCUCGUAACGACGACGGGUUGCGAAUCCUGGAGUAUGCUGUUGCAAGUGACUUGAUCAUUGCUAACACGCAGUAUCGGAAAAAAAAUCGCAUUUGA
Necator americanus (New World hookworm) is the source of this 324-nucleotide messenger RNA. RefSeq lists its product as uncharacterized. The transcript has a single exon. The record is from RefSeq and is a predicted model, not a curated record. NCBI's taxonomy places the organism in Eukaryota, Metazoa, Nematoda, Chromadorea, Rhabditida, Ancylostomatidae. Bases 1 to 324 code for a protein of 107 amino acids. Gene Ontology annotation, cellular component: nucleus. Gene Ontology annotation, biological process: chromatin remodeling.